This is a messenger RNA of Diorhabda carinulata, 995 nucleotides long. RefSeq lists its product as uncharacterized. The transcript has a single exon. NCBI's taxonomy places the organism in Eukaryota, Metazoa, Arthropoda, Insecta, Coleoptera, Chrysomelidae. The record is from RefSeq and is a predicted model, not a curated record. Bases 219 to 995 code for a protein of 258 amino acids.
AAUAUUUAAUAUACUACUUUAUAUAAUUAAUAAUACAUUUUUUUAUUAAUUAAUUUAUAGACCAAAAGUUAAUUAUCGAGUGAACUAUUUUUAGGUAUUAUGCAACUGGAGGUUCCUUCAAAUCCCUCAGUUUUUAUUUUCUUAGAGGUCAUACUACAAUUAGAAGAAUUAUAUUUGAAACUUCUAAAGCAAUUUGGGAAAAUUUGCAACCAGAGUACAUGCCAAACCCAACAAAAGAACAAUGGUUGAAAGUAGCUGAUCGUUAUUGGGAACUGUGGAACUUGCCUAACUGUGUAGGAGCUAUUGAUGGGAAACAUAUCAAAAUUAAAGCACCACCCAAUUCAGGUUCAUCGUUUUACAAUUAUAAGGGAUAUUUCUCAAUAGUUUUGAUGGCUGUAUCAGAUGCAGAUGGAUUAUUUUUAUCAGUUGACAUAGGUGAAUAUGGAAGGAAUUGUGAUGGAAGAGCAUUAAAAGAAAGUGAAUUUGGAAAAGCUUUAUUUAAUGAUCAGCUAAGUCUGCCUGAGCCUACAUAUUUGCCAGGAGAAGAAGACAUUUUUCCUUAUUAUUUUGUAGCUGACGAAGCUUUUCCAUUAACCGACCACAUAAUGAGACCAUAUCCGCGCAGACAACUAACAAAUGAAAGAAGAAUUUACAAUUAUAGAAUUUCAAGAGGCCGAAAAUCAGUCGAGUGCGCUUUUGGUAUGAUGGUAUCAAAAUUAAGACUUUUGGAGACACCAAUACAUUGUAGUGUAAACAAUAUAGAUUGUAUCGUACAAGCUGUUUGUGUAUUACAUAAUUUUAUACGAGUUCAUGAUGGAUCCUUUACACAAUCAGAUAAACCGCAAAUUCAAUCGUGUUACCAAGAGCAAUUAAAUCAAAACCAAAGUAAAUUGAAUAAUCAGAGACCUACAAAUAAUGCAGUUAAUUCAAGAAAUCGUUUUUGUAACUUUUUUUCAAUUCAUCCUUUACCAUGGCAAGAAAAAUACACUGUCUAA